Messenger RNA from Juglans regia (Persian walnut), 1614 nucleotides. RefSeq names its product mediator of RNA polymerase II transcription subunit 19a-like. The record is from RefSeq and is a predicted model, not a curated record. NCBI's taxonomy places the organism in Eukaryota, Viridiplantae, Streptophyta, Magnoliopsida, Fagales, Juglandaceae. Gene Ontology annotation, molecular function: transcription coregulator activity; transcription factor binding. Gene Ontology annotation, biological process: positive regulation of transcription by RNA polymerase II. The transcript has 8 exons. The coding region runs from base 477 to 1136 and encodes 219 amino acids. Gene Ontology annotation, cellular component: mediator complex.
UUAGCGAGAGAUCUAGACUGGGGCAUCUUCUUUGUUUCUUCUCUUUCUUCUUCUCUCUCUCUCUCCCCGCUGCGCUUCUUCGCCCGAUCUCACUCUCAUCCUUUCUACUCCCUGACCGGAAAAUCCCCCCUCUCCUCGCCGCUACCGCCGCCACAGAGCGUCAAUAUUCCGUAUCACCUUUCUUUGCUCUUCCUCCGGCAAGUAAAGGUAGAAACGUCCCCACUCAUCCACACUACCGUCCAUUUUGAGGGCAACUCGAUCUUUCGAUUCUUUCUCUCACUCGCUUGGCCGGACCUCACAUACAGCUAGCAAAAACUUCGUUCCGGCCUCCUUACUGGAAAAUCGAAGGCUUGGCAUCCGUUGGGAAUUAGGUGCAGGUGGCAAGUAUCGAGAAUCUGAUUGAAAUUGCGCCAUCUCUUCUAGGCACCUAGAAAUUGCAGUUGAUAAUGGUCCACUGCUUUGCAAAACAAUGAUACAUGGAUCCUGAAGGCAAGAAGUUUGGAAGAGGACCAAGGGAACUGACUGGUGCUGUGGAUCUCAUAAGUCACUACAAAUUGUUGCCACAUCAUGAUUUUUUCUGCAAGAGAUCACUUCCUUCGUCAAUUUCAGACACACAUUAUCUCCAUGAUGUUGUUGGAGACACAGAUAUCAGAAAAGGAGAAGGGAUGCAAUUGGAUCAACUUAUUCAGAACGCAUCCUAUUCCAGAGAUACUAAUGCACGAAUACGGCCAUUUGACCUGGAUAUUCUAAGAGAAGCCUUUCAGUUAAGGGAAGCUGCUCCUGUUGAUUUGCCUCUUGCGGAGAAGGGGAUCCCCACUAUUGUAGGGAAAUCUAAAAGUGAGUCCAAGGACAAGGAGAGGAAGCAUAAAAAGUACAAAGAUAGAGGUAAGGAUAAUGAUAAAGAGCAUAAGAAGCGCAAGCAUCGGCAUAAAGACCGAAAUAAAGAUAAAGACAGGGAGAAGAAGAAGGAUAGAAGUGGGCAUCAUGACUCCAAUGCUGAUCACUCAAAGAAACACCAUGAAAAGAAAAGGAAGCAUGAUGGAGAUGAAGAUAUUAAUGACAUUCACCGACCCAAAAAAAGUAAGCAUAAGAGCUCAAAAAUUGAUGAAGUGGGUGCAAUCAAGGUGGCUGGCUGAAGAGGUGGCAUGUAAUAAUUGGAUUAUUAUUCGCAAAUGGAUGUUGUCAGAGAGUUUGGAGGUGUCUUUCACUUAACGUUGUCAAAUUUUUUGAGAGGAGCUUCUGCGUCACAAUUGUGAGGUAGAUUCACCUGGUGGACUGAUGCAAGGUAAAAAUUGCUGAAAAGGAACUCUCUUGUAUCAUAACAAUGGUCUAAUAUAAUUGGUAGUGAUGUGCAAGACUCUGAUACUUUGUUUCUCAGUUUCUAUGGCGCAUUGGGUAUAUCAGCAUGUUCACAUUAUUAUAAUCUUGCAGCUGCUUAAGUGUUUUUUUUUUUUUUUUUUAAUUCAUGAUUAGCUUGAGUUAGAUUUUCCAGGAAAGAAUAGAUUGAGAAAGGGGAUUGUGUACAUUAGUUCUAUUUUCCCUCUGUUGUAGCAAUGACUAACAUAACGUGUAGUUUUCCAAAGUGAUUGUAAGGACUAGGACUAUGUUCUCACA